AUGGACAGAGCAAUCCUUCGAACAGUUAAGCAUGUAAGUUACAUUAAUUUAUAUUAUACCUAUUCAAUCUAAUAUUAUUCUUGAAUUUCCUCGAAUUUUAGCUGAAAUCCGAUAUCGAGUUGAUCCUCGACGAAAAUGCACAUGAAGUCUUUCUGAGCGAGGAGCAGAUCCGCGAGGAAUAUCGGGCCAUGGAUGGAAAAGAGUUAGAAGUAGGUUGUGCUUAUAUUAUACUUGAUACGAAUAUCUUCAAGUUAUUGUUUUUGUGUUUAGGCCGUCUUGAGAAACGUCAAUUUAACAUUGGCGAAGAUAAUCGAGGAUGUGAGGCCAAAAAUGUACUCAUUUGUUAAUGACAUUGAGACUCCGGGAUAUCUGAAACGAGAAGUGAUCACGAGCCGAGGAAUGAUCGCAGGGCCUGGCAGAAACCGUCAACCAGCGGCGGAGUCUGCCAGCAAUAAAGCCACUCCGAUUCCAUUUGUGGAGUCUCCAGUUGCUCCGCCUCCGGGAUUCUCUUCCAAUCCGGUGGAUUCGGCCGAAACAUCUAGAUCUUCCUCGUUGGCCCCGGGCAGUAAUCGCCCCAAACCCAAUGGACAGCAAGUUGAAGAUCCAACACAAAAUGGCAGAUCUUCGCCAAGUAUUCCAAUGAGCUUUGAGUAAGAUUUUUUUAUUAUUCUUGGCAACUUUAGGUCAGCUUGUAUGAUUCGAUUCAAAACUGUUUGUUUGACGUCGCGAUGUGCGUCGGUUUUAAAUUGAGUAUCCAUUAGAGGACUUGUCAGGCAUUUUACGAAAGAAAUGACAGCUGUUUGAUAUUUUUUCGAGAUUGAAACGUCAAAUUCGUCGAGGAUAAUAUAACAAAGUCUUCAAAAUGAGUUAAUUAAUGGUUUCAUUUUAGUCUGCGUGAGAAGGAAAAUCAUGUUCCUGUUGUUACACUCCCAGCCAGCCGAUCUCCCAGCAUUGCAUCUCAUCAAGCAUUCCAGGAUAUUAAUCAUAUGGGACAUGAACCUAAACCGGUGAGACCUUUUUGUCUUUGUGGAAUUUUGUGUUUAGAAAGGCGCAACAAGGUGUUUUAGAUGGCCUAAGAGCUUUUUGGGGUUAUUUUGGGUUUAAAAGGGCUUGUUUUUAAAUAAUUUUUGUUUUAUUUUAGUUGACGGACGAAGAGUUAAGAAGACAUAGUGAAGUUCUUCUGGAUGACUGCAAGAAAAACGGAUACGGAGUAAGUAAUUUUCUAUUUGUUCUUCAACUUUUAGAUACGAGUUGGACGAAUUUUUCUCUUGUUUUUUUAACUUGUCUGUCAAGUAUAAUAUAAAUUAAGUUUGUUCCUCCCGUUUGUUAGUGUCUCUGUCUCCCGAAAAUGACUUAGAUAGCUGCCUGGUUUGAUAAUCCCUCCUUCUAAGUGGUUUCUUUUAGGACUUCUUCGAUUUGAAUACCCUGAUGGGCCGUUUCCGCCAUAUCGUCGAAGCCGCUGCCAAAAACUCGAUCUGAUUGAUACUUGUCUUUAUAUCCGUAGUCUGUAAUUCUUAUUUGCUAAGUAAACGGUGCUGUAUUCUAUUCGGAAUUGUCUUACGGUCUGUCAGGGAUGAUCUUGGGAGUAGAGGCAUGGAUAAGGUGGGAAUGGUGGAUUAGUAGGGAAAAUAAGAGCAAAUAAGAGUGAUGAGAGAUCUGAGGGAUCUUGUAGGAAAAUUUGAUGUGAUAUAGGGAAUGAUAAAGUCAAUUUAAUUUUGUUUUGUCAUGGAUAAUAUAUUGUUUUGUCCGAAAUGUCUAAAAUAAGGUUGCUUUUUAUUUUUUUCUCUGAAUUUUUAGGGAAAACCUCUUUUUUGACACUUGAAAUGCAAUUUCUGAUAUUUUGACUCCUUUAUGUUAUGAGUCUUUUCAGAAAUUUAUAUUACUUUAGUCAGGAUUUGUAUUUCUUUAGGAUGACGAUGAAGUGGAGAUGAUCCUGGACGGACUCCGGCGUGGCAUGCAUCCCGAACAGGAAUCUCCGGUGGUUUCUGAGCCAGAACCAAGAGGGAAAUGGCAUUCGGUCUUGGAUGGACAGUCCUACGGCAAGAUCAAUGAGCCCAUUGGGCCCGCAACUCUGGCCCAUCUCUCCAACGCGGAACAACACGCCAUCCAGUGUGCGAACAGAGGACUGGAUCAGGCCAACUUCAAGAUCAGCAUGGAUCAAAUGUUCUAUUUGAACAAGUACUGGUCCAUCAAAAACAGCGGGGAUGUGAAUGCCUACAGAAGCAACUAUUUGAUCCCUCAUAUCAAAAAAACGACGUAAGUUUGCGAUGAUUUUAAGGUUGGGAUAUGAUAAUGAGGGAAUAAGAUAAAUAAGGAAUAAGUUUGAGGGAUUUUGACAGCAAAAAUUUAAGAGAAAAUAAGGGUUUUUUUGGAUGAGCCAUGAUGGGCCAUGGAUAAUAUAAAAAAUUGGCCGUAGAGCCGAGUUUUUGCAUAAAUUGUGAUAAAUAUGGUGUUUAUAUGGCUAUUAAGCUAUUUUGAACUACAGUGAUUGAGAAAGUUGGCGUAUUUUACCAUUUUUUUUAUUAGCCAUGAAGUCAUCGUGGAUAAUUUAAAGUUUCUAAAAACGAAAAAUUUUGGGUUUGUUAUACGUGAAAUAACAUGGUUGUAAAAAAAUUCUGUGUUUUUUACAGUUACGGACCUGAUCCAGUGGCAAAAAAGUACCAUUUUGCAUCCGGGAAUAUCAAAAAAUGUGGCAAAAUACCUCCCUCUCCAGAUAAAAAAAACUCCGUUUUGAAGGGCGCUCCCUUUACCUGACAUGAGGCCUGACAAAAGAGCUUUUGAAACGGAGUUUUUUCACUUGGAGAGGGAGGCAUUUUGCUACAUUUUUCUGUACUUCCCGGAUGCAAAAUGGUACGUUUUUUGUCACUGUUUCAGGUCCGCCACUGUAACAAAGACAGAAAUCUUUUACAAUCAUGUUUUUUUACGUAUAAUAAAACCAAAAUUUUUCGUUUUUAAUAAGCUUUAAAUUAUCCUAUGACUUCAUGGUUAAUAAAAAAUGGUAAAAUACGGCAACUUUCUCCAUCAUUGUACUUCAAAACUGCUUUAUAGCCAUAUAAACACCAUAUUUAUCCCAAUUUAUGCAAAAACUCGGCUCUACGGCCAAUUUUUUAUGUUAUCCAUGGCUCAUCCAAAAGAUCCUUUUUUUCUCUUAAAUUUUUGUUACAAAACAAAAAAUGACUCUCAUCAUAAACUACCGUAAUUUCAGUGUCUUGUACGAGACCCCAGCAAAUGAAAAGCUCCUCAAUUUCAUCAACUGCCCCGACUAUCACGCCGCGAUCCUCUACAUCCUCCAAUUCCACGCGAUGAGCUACCCCAAAGGCUCGGAUGCCGAGGAAUUGGAACAUUUUGAGCGGGAGUUCCAGAAGGAAACCUCCCCAUUCAAGCUGGGAGUGGACACGGCCAUCUCAUCGAUGGCCGAGUGUGUCCGCAGAGGCCUCCUGAUCAAGGAAGGAACCCUCACCAAGCCGUUGUUCCGCACGAACGACGCAAUCCGAUCCCUGGACUUGUGGCGAUUACCUCCCGGACUUCCGUCCAAUCUCUUCAGAGUCUUGAACACUUUUGGCGAACAAAAACUCUGCGAAUUGGUCAGCAGGACGGACAUUUGUCUCGAUGCGAAUGGAGAUUUCCUCCGAGAAGAGCUACAUAUGUAAGUUUUGGCGCGGGGGUUUUGGAUUUUGGUGGAGGUAGUCAUGGUGAACAUAGACAUGGAUAAUAUAAAAAGUGGGCUAAAUUUAUGAGAUUUUGGACUAUUUAGGACGGAAAUGACCGGCGAUUACAUUUUUGAGCUUUGAAAAUUGGAUUUUGAAUGAAUUUUUUGGGCAUGAUUAGGCACACAUUACAUCAUGGAUAAUAUAAAAAGUAGCUUUAAUGAGCGAAAUUGUGGAUUGGGUAGAGUAGAAAUGGCGUAAAAAUAAAUGUUAGAGAUCAUUUAAAAAAUUUUUUAGCUUUUUUUUGUCAAAGUGUAAUAUAAGGUAUAUCAUGGUGAAUAUAAAAAUUUGGUCCGAAGGACUGUAUGUAGCCAUUUGGUGGCGAUAAAUCCUCUGAUAGUGAAGUCCAAGAGAUGAUUCUGCAAUUUCAGGGCCGACUUUGUCCGUUUGGCCAACAAUUUCCCGUUGGUUUUCCAGCUGAAUUCCCAUGAUAAACAAGUUUGUGAGUCGAUUUUUGUAUAAUUUUUGAGGUUAAAAAUGAAUGCAAUGGGCUUUGUGAGACUUUACAAGACCUUUUCUUUAUAGAUUUUACAAUUUUUCGAUGGUAUUUAUAUUGUUUUAGUAAGAUUACUGUAAUUUCAGACAGCCAAGAAGUGUUGACGUCGCUUCGACUGGAAAGAGAGUGCCCCACCUGGAAGGUCCUCUUGGACUGCCCCAAUUACAGUGACAAUAUCUUCUUCUGUGACUGCAGAACUUGCUGCUCAUUCACGCCGGUCACUUAUGACUACAACAGCUGA
Bursaphelenchus xylophilus (pine wood nematode) is the source of this 4444-nucleotide messenger RNA. The record is from the annotation of a GenBank genome assembly. NCBI's taxonomy places the organism in Eukaryota, Metazoa, Nematoda, Chromadorea, Rhabditida, Aphelenchoididae.